Molecule: messenger RNA, 663 nt
Organism: Oncorhynchus masou masou (cherry salmon)
Lineage: Eukaryota; Metazoa; Chordata; Actinopteri; Salmoniformes; Salmonidae
Product: tetranectin-like protein
Exons: 3
Coding region: 46-645 (199 amino acids)
Molecular function (GO): signaling receptor activity
Source: RefSeq, a predicted model, not a curated record
GUUAAAAGGUGUGCCCUUUUUCUUUUGUCGGAAUUUAGUGCAGACAUGGCGCGUCUGGUUCUCCCCAUCUUUUUGGUUAUCUCUCUUACCUUGCUCCACCUGGGAUAUAGCCAUCCAUCUCGUACCAGGAAAGCAGUGCCAGCACCACAGAGAGAUGCAGCGGCAGAUGAGGAUGAUGUAAAGUUGCAGCUGGAGAAGCUGUGGCAGGAGGUGAACUCCCUGAAGGAGAUCUCGGCUCUGCAGACAGUUUGUCUUCGUGGCAUCAAAGCUCACAGGAAGUGUUACCUGACCAUCGAGGAACCCAAGCACUACCAUGAGGCCAACGAACACUGCAUCGCAUGGGGUGGAACACUUGCCACUCCGCGUGACCUCAAUGAAAACAAUGACCUGAGGGACUAUGCCAAGAGGAGUGCGCCAGGUACCAAGGAGUUCUGGAUCGGUGUGACAGACAUUGUGAAGGAGGGCCAGUAUGUAGACGUCAACAGCAUGCCCAUCAGCUACUUCAACUGGGACAAGACCAAGAAGCAGCCCACAGGGACAAAGAGGGAGAGCUGUGUCGUGCUCUCACUGGCUGCACAGGGAAAGUGGCAUGAUGAGGUCUGCCUUGGCAAGAAAAAGUACAUUUGUGAAUACCCCAUUCCCUAACUUGUGUACCACCAUGGA